CAUUGUAAAUAAGCAAGGGACAGUUGUUUGAGAAGUCAGUUGUUCAUUCUAGCGCCGACGAGCAACCGAGGAGAAGACGACCUGCACGGCACAGACACCCAAGACCUGCAACCCGACACCGUCUUUUAGUCUAUUUGCGUCUUUUGUGCAACUUUCGUCGUCUUUUGUCUGUUUUUUUUCUCUCUCGUUCUUUUCAUUCCCUGACCCCUAUCCUGCUGCUCAAGGUAACUUAAAACAGGAAGUUGAGUGUCUGUGAAAGGGGCGGAGUGGAAGAGGGUAAGAAGGGAGGGGGGAAUGACACAGCGCAUAGACAGCUGGCUCAGCCUAUAACGGCCAAGACCGUUUGAGUCUUAUUGGAGGAAUACAGUAUGGAGGCAGGACCUCAAGAGUGGGCGGUCCGGGUGUAUCGUUUAGCAAGCUAGAUUGAUUACAGUCGAAUGUUAAAGGGAAAGCAGUCAGGAGAUUUUUGUCCCGACUUGUUCAACUGCUCUACAUUGCUCUCUCACGCUUUCUUACUCCUCUUUCUCUUGUUUGCUGCCUUUAUUUCGCCAUCUCUUCACUUUCUCGUCUGUUUUCCGGUCACUUGCGCUGAGGCAGGGAGGUCAGCUGAAAGACAAACACUAGGGUUGCCAGGCAGAGGCCAACUCCAGGCUCCGGGCGGCUUCAGGGACUCGGACAGGGAAGGAAUGGGAGGGGGUUGUGUGUUUAGAAAAGGGGGAGGGGGUGAACAAGAUGGGCUAGUGAAAGGGGGAGGGGUCGAAAGGGGGGACGGUAGGUGAUCGCUUUCCCCUCGGCUCGGUGCUUUGAACACAGAAGCGGAUUGCCUGUCCCACACAGCCUUUUGUUUCCUCCUGGGACAGAAACUGUGGACUAAAGACACUUUCGCUAUGUCCUCCGCUUUUUCUACAUCGUUCACAGUGCAGCAGCAUGAAGGGCAUGGGAUUUGGAGAUGUCAGCAGACUCUUUUGGAGCCGGGGGUAGCGAUGCCCAGCAGAGUCUACAGUCCUUUUGGCCCAGGGUCAUGGAGGAAAUCAGGAAUCUUACCGUGAAGGAUUUCCGUGUGCAAGAGCUUCCUCUUGCUCGCAUCAAGAAAAUUAUGAAACUGGAUGAGGAUGUGAAGAUGAUCAGUGCCGAGGCUCCCGUGCUGUUUGCCAAAGCAGCACAGAUCUUCAUAACUGAGCUCACUCUCAGAGCCUGGAUCCAUACUGAGGACAACAAGCGUCGUACACUACAGAGGAACGACAUCGCCAUGGCCAUCACCAAGUUUGACCAGUUCGACUUCCUCAUCGAUAUUGUCCCACGGGAUGACCUCAAGCCUCCGAAACGACAGGAGGACGUGCGACAAUCUGUUGCCCCGACCGAGCCGGUCCAGUAUUACUUCACUCUGGCACAGCAACCCAGCGCUGUUCAGGUCCAAGGUCAGCAGCAGGGCCAGCAGGUGUCCGCUCCCACUGCCACCACACUACAGCCGGGGCAGAUUAUCAUCGCUCAGCCCCAGCAAGGCCAGGUAUUGCAGGGAACCACAAUGCAGCAGCUGCAGCAGGUGCAGGUCGCUCAAUCACAGGCGACCCCUAUCACGAGCGCUCCGGUGACCAUGCAGGUGGGCGAGGGCCAGCAGGUGCAAAUUGUGCAGGCGGCCGCACAGGGGCAGGCGCAGGCUCAGGCACAGGCUGGACAGCCAGCUGGACAGACUAUGCAGGUCAUGCAGCAGAUCAUCACCAACACAGGAGAGAUUCAGCAGAUUCCAGUGCAGCUUAACACUGGCCAGCUGCAGUACAUUCGCUUAGCUCAGCCAGUCUCAGGAACACAGGUUGUUCAAGGACAAAUACAGACUCUUGCAACAAAUGCUCAGCAGAUAACACAGACAGAAGUACAACAGGGUCAACAACAGUUCAACCAGUUUACUGAUGGGCAGCAGUUGUAUCAGAUCCAGCAGGUGACGAUGCCUGCGGGGCAGGAGCUGACCCAGCCCAUGUUUAUUCAGUCCACCAGCCAGACAGCUGACGGGCAGGUCACCGCGCAGGUCAGCGCAGACUGAGGCCGUGGAUCCUCUUCCAUACUUGCCCAUGGAGCUCCCGACACUACCAACCACCAUAUACAGUGAAGGGAAGGCGAUACCACACCGUCAACCACACACGAACCACUUCAGUCUUUGCACUUCUACGCCAUGUUUUGAUCAAGUUUUCCAACUAUCAUUCGUCAGCCUACAACUUUAGAUUAACGCUUCAUAAUUUAGGUACCAUCCAAAAUACACGUAUUGCUGUUAGCUCUGUUUAUUAGUCUUUUGGUCUGUUUACUACAGUACUGGGUAAUGGAAGGAUCAAUGUGUUGUGGCAGAAAUCCCACUGUAUUAUGUCUUUUGCAAUAAGGCUAAAGUGUAUUCAAACCCACCGUCUUCCUCGCAGUACUCAUAGAAUAGGUCCUUGUUCUGUAGUUAAAUGGAUAUGGGUAGAGAUGAUGCGUUUUGAUUUUUGCAUUUCUGGUAAGGCUUGUGAAACGUAACGGUAAGUCUGUAGGAGGGCUUUUCUCAGCUGUGAACGAAAUUAACCUCUUUAAUUUUUUUAAGCCCUCAUUCAUUUUGACAGAUCAUGCCAUCUCACGAUGUGUAGACUUGUAAACUUGAUAAAAAAGCCAUAAUCUACACAUUCUGUACACAAGUAUCUCCGUAGUUUGUAAUUCAUUAGUAAUUGUAUUAGUUAAGUUGUAGUAUCUUGUAUAGUUUUGAAAUUUGAUAACAUUGUAUUUGUUAAAGGGCUUCUUCUUCUUGGGUUUUCUACAUGCAAAAUUGUCUUUUUUUUGUGUGUGUGAGUGCGUGUGAAUGUGUGUAGGUAAUUGAUGUGAUCUUUAUGGGCGUCUUUCCGGACCAGUUAAAAGAGACCCCGUAUGCCCCUAGCAAUAGAACUACUCUAAUGUUGCCCACUGUAAAAACAACACCCUAAUUGAACAAAAUCCUUUUAUAUAAAAACAUUUUUAAUACCAGUUGUAACUUUUUUUAAAAAUCCCCUCGUGUUUUUCAUUGUUAUUAUUAUUGUUGUCGGUUAUGUUGUUUAGCAUGUAGUUAUGACUGGCAGCAUGAUAUGCAAUACUUGGCUACAUAUUUUAUUUUUGUGUUCUUUUUUGUAAACAGACCUUGGUUUGUGGAAAAAUAAAACAUUUCAAAAGGACGAAAA
Misgurnus anguillicaudatus (oriental weatherfish) is the source of this 3170-nucleotide messenger RNA. The record is from RefSeq and is a predicted model, not a curated record. Lineage: Eukaryota; Metazoa; Chordata; Actinopteri; Cypriniformes; Cobitidae.